Rotaria sordida is the source of this 576-nucleotide messenger RNA. The record is from the annotation of a GenBank genome assembly. Lineage: Eukaryota; Metazoa; Rotifera; Eurotatoria; Philodinida; Philodinidae.
AUGCAAUCUGAUCAGGAGGUUGAUGACCAAAUUUUAUCAAUAAAUGAUGAAAUAGCUAUAGGUAUUAACCAUAAACAUGUUAUUCAUAUUCUUCGUUCAGCAACAGCGACAAAUCAAGUUCAUUUUCAUGUUCAACAUUUUUUUCCACCUUUAUUAUCAAAUGAAUAUCAACAAUUAUUAUAUGAUGCAAGAUCGACUGAGGAUGAUGAUGAAGAUAUUCAUCAAGUUCUUAAUCAUAGUAUAAAUCGAAAGAAAAAUAAUUAUCAUAAUACAAAUGUAACAACAGAAAAUGAAGUUGAUGACCAAAUUUUAUCAAUAAAUGAUGAAAUAGCUAUAGGUAUUAACCAUAAACAUGUUAUUCAUAUUCUUCAUUCAGCAACAGCGACAAAUCAAGUUCGUUUUCAUGUUCAACAUUUUUUUCCACCUUUAUUAUCAAAUGAAUAUCAACAAUUAUUAUAUGAUGCAAGAUCGACUGAGGAUGAUGAUGAAAAUAUUCAUCAAGUUCUUAAUCAUAGUAUAAAUCGAAAGAAAAAUAAUUAUCAUAAUACAAAUGUAACAACAGAAAAUGAAGUUUGA